GCAGUUGUUUGACGGAUUGACGUGCUUGCUUUUGUGAAUGCUGUAAAUUUUUUGCAUUUCAAAGCAACAUUGAAGGAUAUAAUCAUUUCUAAUAAUUAAUAUCCAAAAAUAACAUAAUGGCAGAUCGUCUGACUCAACUUCAAGACACCAUAAACCAGCAAGCUGAGCAUUUUUGCAACAGCAUCGGUAUACUGCAACAGUUUUCUACGCCUAGUAAAUUCCCUGGAUUCGACCGGAGUGGGUCGCAAACGCCGCAACAACAGCAAAACCAAGAGGACUAUGCUAUGCUGUUUGCCACUCUCAUCUCUCGUUGUGCAAAGGAUAUUGAUACUCUUAUUGAGUCCUUGCCAAGUGAGGAGAGCUCUACGGAACUUCAAGUUCAAAGCUUGAGGCGUUUAGAAGCUGAAAAUAAGGAGGCUGCUGAGAAAUUAGAAGAGGUGGUACGUCAAGGAGAGAUCCUUCUAGAAAAGAUCCAAGGUGCCCUCAGCGACAUUGCCCAGUGCCAACUUGAUAUGCAGAACCCAGCACUGAUACUCAACAAGGAUGUGAAACCACAGUUAUAGGACUCGCGGAGAUACGGUGCUUAUCGCCGUAGAUGAUGAUAGACUGUGAUGUGAUUUGUAAUAUUAUAUUUAUAUGAUGUGUAAAUGGGAUCAAUAUUUCUGUGUUUUAACGGUGGCAUGUGGAGAUUUUUCAUUAGUUGUUCUAUAUGCAAAUUAAGGAUACUUACUUUAAGAUAGGUUUACACUCAAAUAAUGAUAAGUUAUCACUAUUGUUUGUCCUGAGUUCUCAUAUAGAAUAGUUAAGUAUAGAUAGACAUUCAUCACUCUAGGUUCUAUUCGAUAUAUCCUUCAUCAAGCUUUCCUCAGAUUGGGCUGAAUGGUUGUGUUCCAUUGCCUUGUGAUUUAGAGAAAAUAAAAAUAUGAAUACUCAAUCUUUUUACAUUCACACAAUUAAUAAGGGAUACAAGAGAUAUAGAAUCUCCUUGGUCAUCCUAAACUGAACUACCAAACCUUGCUUUGUGAUUUAAUUUCUUGUUCUAAAUUUUCUUUCUGUGAAAUUAUAAUACUUGUAUUUACCUAUUAGACUUAUUUUUAAGAUGUAAUAAAUAAAUAACAAUCUAAUAA
Molecule: messenger RNA, 1127 nt
Organism: Pectinophora gossypiella (pink bollworm)
Lineage: Eukaryota; Metazoa; Arthropoda; Insecta; Lepidoptera; Gelechiidae
Gene: MED21
Product: mediator of RNA polymerase II transcription subunit 21
Exons: 3
Coding region: 117-563 (148 amino acids)
Biological process (GO): regulation of transcription by RNA polymerase II
Cellular component (GO): mediator complex
Molecular function (GO): transcription coregulator activity
Source: RefSeq, a predicted model, not a curated record